AAGUCGGCGCCGUUGCCAGAAACAUUGAAGCACCCCUAGCCAACUCAGGAAACAUAUACGGCUGUAUAGAUACGAGCUCCGCACAUACGUUUAUUUAUUUAUUUAUUUGCAUAUAUACACAUAUUUUAAUUCGUGAUUCUACGGUGCACGUGAAACAAGUCCGAUAAACUUCACUUCUAAGCGACUGAUACACGAAGAUAUACGUGCACGAAAAUUUACUACGUGCUGUAGUGCAGUGAUAGUAACUGUGAUAAUGAAGCUUCACGUCGCUUUCUGCAUUAUAGUGCUGACUACACUAUGCGCACUGACGACUGCUAUCAGUGCAGAAUGUGGCGACGCGCGCCAUAACGUCGUCUGUUACUAUGACGUCACCAUGCAUCGGCUACGGGCGGUAAUGGCUGACGGAAACGGCCAUCUUGGUUUGUGCUCGCAUAUCGUUUAUUCGCAAUCGAGCCUGGCCCUGACGGGCACAGUGAAACGCCCAAGCGCCUGGGAUAUACACGCCUACAGACAGAUGCGAGAUCUGAAGACGACGAAUCCUUGCCUGAAGACGCUCGUAUCGGUGAGAGACGACCAGCGCCACCGUGUGGCGGACAUCGUCAACAUCCCCUACCUACGCCACAAGCUCGCACUCGGCGCCGUGCAGUUCCUGCAGCGGUAUCACUUUGACGGAGUGGAGUUUGACGAAGACGAGCUGAUGGGAACGGUAACGAACAGCACGGCCGUAUCGCUGAAUGCCUUUGCCGACUUCGCAGAGGAGAUGAGACUCAUCUACGCCGGUCGCACCAACGGGAAACUCAUUCUGGCAUCUGCCAUCGACCCGAGCCUGCUGCAGGAUGAUGGCAGCGCCGCCGCUGCAAUGCUCAGACAUGUGGACUUCGCGAGUGUCAAGCCAGAGUAUGGACAACACCAGCCCCGCACGUCGUUGACUCCUUCAACCUGGUCAGAGCACGCAGCCAAUGAGGCAGACCAUCUAGAUACCUUACUAAGUCGUUUACGCACCGUGUACGCGAAGGACACCUCAAAACUAAUGAUAUCUGCCGCGGGAGGGCAGCACGGACACGGACGUCAGGUCUGCGUAAGAACGCAUCAUGCGAGUUUGAGAGCAAAGGUGCUGGGAGCCCACAGAGAGGAGUCUCGACAGCAGAGGCUGAAGAGGGCGGCGAGUAGGGCCCAUUACAUCAAACAGAAAGCGUUAGGUGGCGUCGUAGUGUGGAACAUGGCAAAGCAGGCUGACGCCUGCGGCGCAGAGGGAGACGGGCCGCUGCUGAAAACAGUCAGCGCCGUGAUGCGUUGCCAUGCCGACGUGACGUGCGAGAGAGACGGCAAGGUAGAGGACCCAAACGACUGCAGGCGCUUCUACAUGUGUUCGAACACCGGCAGCGAGAACGAGGCAAUAACCCUGUUCGUGUGUCCACGGGGCAUGAUCUACAGUUCUGCCAGAAAGUCGUGUGUGCACAGGGCGCGAGCACUGAAUAUACGGCGCCUGUGUAUGUGUGGAGAGCUAGCCGAAUGACGGCAGCAACGUUAUUUAACAUGUAAUAUUAGCGUUAUUAUUAUUAUUAGUAGUAGUAUAUAGUGAUAUAGUGAGAUUAUUUAAACACUUAUUCACUUUUUCCAUGUUGGCAAUGGAGUUGCAGCUAUUGGAAAGUACAAUUUACAAUUUUAAUAUAUAUUUUAAGACAUUAUUUUACUAUGAACAUCAUGUGAUUUUUGUGUAAAUUUUUAAAGUUUUAAUAAAGUAAUUAUUAAGAGUAA
This is a messenger RNA of Priapulus caudatus, 1758 nucleotides long. RefSeq lists its product as uncharacterized. Gene Ontology annotation, cellular component: extracellular region. Gene Ontology annotation, molecular function: chitin binding; chitinase activity. Lineage: Eukaryota; Metazoa; Priapulida; Priapulimorpha; Priapulimorphida; Priapulidae. Gene Ontology annotation, biological process: chitin catabolic process; carbohydrate metabolic process. The transcript is spliced from 9 exons. The record is from RefSeq and is a predicted model, not a curated record. The coding region runs from base 254 to 1516 and encodes 420 amino acids.